UCGUCCGUCAUAUGUGAAGCGAAAAGGAAGACUGAAUUAUCUGCAGGAGAAUAAAUGAAGAAUCUAUUUUUCACCACUUGGAAGUGAUAAACAUUUUACAUCAUGAAUCGCAGCUAACCUCGUUGUGGCUAAUUCAUGAUAAGCUCCGAGGCGGUAUUUCUGUAUUUUUGUUAGCCGUUAACGCCUCGCUCGCUGUCUCUGUCUGACUGCAGACUUUCCAAACACUCACCGCUUUUGUGGCGAUGACUACGGAUUUACUGUCUGACCUGGACAGCCGAUUCUUCGCAGAUAAUCUGCUAACGAGCGAAGAUUGGGAUGCCUGCCUGUAUCAGUGUGAGAGCAUGGAGGAGGGCGAUGAUUCAGACUUCAGCCGGGGGUUGAAAUACGACGCAGCGUUCGACAAUGAUCUCGUUCUCACGCUGGAUCCUGAUAACCGCACGUCGCCGUGGCGACACCUUGACGACAACCUUCUCACAGGAGACGCCCCUGUGAUAAAGAAUGAAAUGAGAAUAGCAGAGCCGUUACCUGUGGAAAUGUUGUUUCAAGUGAAAGCAGAGCCUCCUUCUCCAGCAUCCUCCCUGGAGUCUGACCGUUCAUCCCCCGACCCACAGAUCACAGUGAAAGGGGAAAACCCCCCGACUCCUCCGUACAUGUAUGGAGACGUGUUGUCCCCCCCUCUGGGAACCAUGGAAGUUACAGUGGCGACCACGUCGUUGCCCCCACCUCAGAGCCAGAUUCCCACCGUGACGCAGACGGCGUUAACCACGUCUGUCAUCAGCAGCAUUCAGACACAGACUGCAGUCCUGCAGAGCUCAGCAACGUUAAAAGCCAGCAGCAUCCUGAGUACGAAACCUCCCAUCCAGCCUCGACCUGUGUGUGUCACCACACUUCCUGUGACCCCGGCCCCCACAACCACAAAGACUCUGAUACUGCAGGGUCUCCCCUCUGUGGACCAAGCGAGGCCUGUCGUCCUCUCCCCGCCCGUCUGCCUCAGCUCGGCUCCGGCCAUCGUGAAAAUGGAGCCCGUCUCUCCCAGCGUGUCCCAGCACUGCUCCAGCCCGGUCGCCUCCUCCACCGCCAGCAAACCCAUUGUCCAAACCACGGCGUUGCCCGGCAACAACUCCAGCGACAUCGAUAUGAAGGUGUUGAAGCGACAACAGCGAAUGAUCAAGAACCGAGAAUCUGCGUGCCAAUCCAGAAAGAAAAAGAAGGAGUAUCUGCAGAACCUGGAGGCUCAGCUGAGGGAGGCGCAGCAGGAGAACGAAAGACUUCGCAAGGAGAACCAGGCACUGAGGGAGAGACUGGCUGGGAAGGAGGGCAGCGAGUCAACAAGUAACAAGAGAGCCGUGUGCGUCAUGGCGGUUCUGCUGUUUAUGACCUUCAGCUUUGGACCCGUCAGCAUCACAGACAGGAAGCUGUCCGAGGCUCUACAGGAAGACGAGGUGUCGUACACGGGACGGAAGCUGCUGGAAAUCGAGCAGCAGCUGAAGGCCGCUCCUCAGCCUCACGCCAGAGUGGAAGACAAGGCGGAGUCGGAGGAGGACGGAGGAGACGAGCGCUGGAGGAGAGGACAGGUGGAGGGAUACGAGUCCGAUCAGUUUAGAAACCUGAGCAGCAUGUUCGGAGACCUGAAGGACCUGGGCCUGCAGGACAUCGACCGCUUCUUCGCCUCCUCAGACUGUCGGCAGUUCAACCGCUCCGAGUCUCUCAGACUUGCAGAUGAGCUCAGAGGCUGGGUCCAUCGACAUCAAACAAUUCGGAAGAAGACGGGAGGAAAAACAAAGACGGCCAAGAAAGCAAAUAUUGCACAGAAAGCUCAGCUGAGGAAGACGAACUUCUCCAGAUAUCUGCCCAUCCAAGCCCACCGCUCCAUAGAGAGUCAGCUGCAGGUUCUCUCUGGUCCGGAGGUCACGUACAGCGACUUCCUGGACGCCAUCGAUCGCCGAGAGGACACGUUUUACGUCGUCUCAUUCAGACGGGACCACCUCUUACUGCCGGCCAUCAGCCACAACAAAACCAGCCGGCCCAAAAUGUCGCUGGUGAUGCCCGCCAUGUCGGUUAACGAGAGCCUGUACAACUCCUCGCGGGGCUAUGAGAUGAUGAUGCAGGUGGACUGCGAGGUCAUGGACACGCGGAUUAUCCCCAUCAAGUCGUCCGCCGUCCCCCCGUCUCUCCGCGAUCCGCCCCCGCCUCCCCCCUCCUCCCAGCACGGCGCCCACCAUCACCACGGCAACAACACAUCGCUCCGAGGUCGCCACCAGCACCACCCCUCCUCGUCUUCUCCCAGACGGUCUUUACCGCCCGCAGACGUCUGAUCGAGGAGGUGUUGCCAUGGUGAUGGUGGCACGAGGAGGAGGUAGGAACAGUCAGAAAAUUGUCACUGAAAACGAUGAACUACUUUGGAUUUCCAGCUUGAGCUUCUUCAGACUUUUUGUCUGACUUCCUGGUUCCUUACAGUCCAGCAGGGGGCGCUGUGGGGAUCACAACCUCUGGCCCUUUUCAGAGUUUCUGCUCUGCCCUAUUCCAGUUUGGAGAGCUCCGUUCUUCAUCCAGAACCGAGGAUUUUUGCAUAUUUACGUCCCUCCGGUUCCUUUUCAGUCCAAAUGUACAGAAAUGUGACGAUAAACGUCUCAAAAGUCGAUGGAACUGAUUAGGAUAGUGUUGCUUUUAAUCUGUCGGCAUACUUACCCCAAGGUGUAACUUUUUAGGCAACUAGUCCUUUCAAAAUAAAAUACGCAAAUAUUAUAGUAAAGAAAAGGAUGUACAGAUUUGUAAAUAAAGGAAAAUAUAAGUACCGGUAAUUGCGGUCCUGAGAGGUUGAAGGCCUCCACUCAUUUAUUAAAGGAACUGUUCUUCUUCAUCUGCAGGAAAAUAUGAAGUCAGCUCCGACAGCGGCUGAAAAAACCAUAAAUCCUUUAAGAAACAUAAUCACAUUCUGCUAAAACUGUUGGGACAUUUAUUUGUUUCAGACAACAAAAACCUUCUAGUUUCCUCUAACGGUGUAAAAAUGUAUGUAAUUAUGUGGAAGUUUCAGAUAAAACCACUUUAGACGAUCCUGUCUUACGUGCCAGCUGUCAGAUUCAUCCUUUUUUUGGUUUUUCUACUAUUUAACUGUUGUAAAUAUCCGUGUAGAUAUUUUCUUCUUAUAUAUUUUUUUCACUUUUUUUUAUAUUUUUAUGUUCACAAAUAUUACAGAAAAUUCUUCUGUUGUUUUUGUCCAAUGAUUGUAAAUAGUAAACUUUUUAAAGUCUGCUGUGAUCGCAUCUGUCCAUAAAUAUACUGACUGAAUAAAAAACAAAAAAUGAAAA
This is a messenger RNA of Oryzias melastigma (Indian medaka), 3308 nucleotides long. RefSeq names its product activating transcription factor 6 beta (gene atf6b). The record is from RefSeq and is a predicted model, not a curated record. Gene Ontology annotation, molecular function: DNA-binding transcription factor activity, RNA polymerase II-specific; RNA polymerase II cis-regulatory region sequence-specific DNA binding. The transcript has 17 exons. Bases 243 to 2315 code for a protein of 690 amino acids. Gene Ontology annotation, biological process: endoplasmic reticulum unfolded protein response; regulation of transcription by RNA polymerase II. NCBI's taxonomy places the organism in Eukaryota, Metazoa, Chordata, Actinopteri, Beloniformes, Adrianichthyidae. Gene Ontology annotation, cellular component: nucleus.